AUGAAAGUUGUUCACAGCCACGUUGUUAUCGGUGAACACGUUAUCAAACAAGGCGGCGCAAUGAACAGAGGUGACGCGUCUCUUCCUCCUGUUCCGCCGCGCACCGGUGAACAGUGCCUCCGCGUCUCGCCCGCGCUCAUGGAUGUGUGCGUGUUUGGCUGGCGCGAUCUCGCAGCGCUUCUUCUCCAAGCGGAAGAGCGAGAGCGACUCCGGGUGGAACGCGAGGAGCGACUUUCGAUGCUAGCAAUUUCGUGCUCUGCGGAGGGCUGGAGGUGUGCUGUGGUCGAAGAACGGGUGAGCGAAGAGGACGCACCGUUGGUCAGCUGCGUUCCGCAAACGCCUUCGGACCUGUCAGCGUCACCGCUGCCGCCGAAAAAGGCGGCGCAGGCUUGCACUUCCACAUCGACGCUGUCUGCUACCUCAGCUCUCACUCCCUAUCAGCGCUUCUGCUUUACGAGGUCUACCGUGGCGAAGUAUCGAUGCACCGCACAAAAACCGCAGCGGCUGCUGUCCCGCGCAACCAGUCCGGCGGCACCAGGCGCAGCUGCACUUCCGUCAAUGCGUUCUGUCUCCCAUUCGCAGCACAAUUACGUGCAUGCAAACAUCUGCGCUGCAGAAACACCCUCCCCUCGCGCCGGGCCGACAACACUCGCCGCCAUGUCGUCUCCACGACGUGAUUUGUGGAGCUGGUCGAGCUCCCGCGCACGCGACACACCCACCCCGCCGGCCGCGCCAACGCCGUCGCGCCGCUACGGCAGUGCAGCGCGGCGCGCCGUUUCGAUGGCGCUUAUUUUUGAUCGGCUGUCCUACGAAGGGAAAGCGCUCGUUGCCCGGCAAGCGGAGUUGCUGGGGUUGCUCCUUGCGGCGCCAAGUGCUUCCGUCUCCGGAUGGGAUGCACCGCACCGAGGGCAGCCGACAACUGCAACGGCUGCCGCGACGCCGCUUACAAAUGUGGAUGCGACGGCGCUGAACUGCGCAGGAGCCGCGACCCCGACCACCACCGAUUGCCACUCGGAGGAUUUGAGCGGCGCAGCAGGGCAGCGGUCUCCUGCGCCUGUUUCGGCUCUUUGA
Molecule: messenger RNA, 1071 nt
Organism: Leptomonas pyrrhocoris
Lineage: Eukaryota; Euglenozoa; Kinetoplastea; Trypanosomatida; Trypanosomatidae
Exons: 1
Coding region: 1-1071 (356 amino acids)
Source: RefSeq, a predicted model, not a curated record